GAGACACAGAGGACCAAACUACCACCACCAUCCAUCCUGCCAGCGAAGAGAGAGUCUGAGUGAAGAUGUGGAGGUUACUGUGUGUGACUUUGUCUCUGCUCAUAUGUGUCAAAGGAGAUUCACCUCCUAUGUCGGAAAUUUGUGGACGUCCCCCUUUAAACCCUCGUAUUGUGGGUGGUGUGAAUGCAGCUGUAGGGGCGUGGCCAUGGAUGGUCAGUAUACACUUAAAUGGGAAGCAUAAUUGUGGCGGCUCCCUCAUCAACAAUGACUGGGUGCUGACAGCUGCUCACUGUGUCAAAGGUAUAGACAAGUCCAAACUGCUUGUGUACUUGGGAAAGAGGACACAACAGGAAGCUAAUGCCCAUGAAAUCACCAGAACUAUCAAAGACAUCAUUCCCCAUCCCUCUUUCAUUGGAAAAGCAGCUGAUAAUGACAUCGCUCUACUGCGCCUGUCCUCCAGAGUCGACUUUAAUGACUACAUUAGACCUGUGUGUCUAGCAGCUGAGAACAGUGUCUUUGUUACCAACACCAAGAGCUGGAUCACAGGCUGGGGAAAUAUUGGACAAAAUAGACCUUUACCUCCUCCUGGGUUUCUGCAAGAGACUAUUGUUGAAGUGUUGGAGAAUUCAAUGUGUGCUAAUCUCUGUGGUGGUGUCACCGACAACACGAUUUGUGCUGGUUUAGAGCAAGGAGGCAAAGGCCCCUGGAAGGGGGACUCUGGUGGUCCAAUGUUGAGUCGGUGGUGUUCAUUAUGGGUUCAGUCUGGUGUCAUCAGCUGGAGCGAAGGGUGUGCCAAGCCCAACAAACCUGCUCUGUAUGUUCGUGUGUCACGGUAUCAGCAAUGGAUCAAAGACACAAUACGUGGAAACCUGCCUGGAUUCAUCUUCUUUCCCCCAGAUCUAUGUUCUCAUACCAGCCAGGGCUCAAACUCCUGUCGUGGGAGAUGCAAUGAGAAGUAUGAAGCUAGCAAUGCCUGCAACUGCAAUGCUGACUGCAAAAAAAAAUGCUGCAACGAUUACACCCAGCAAUGCAAUGCAUGAGUUGAUGCACUGAAUCUGGCAACUCCAGGGAUCCUUAUCAACACCUCACUUGCACACGUCUGUCACAUGAUGAAGUCUCUUUCUGUCUGUUAUCUGUGAAAUUUGUGUUGCUCUGGAAAAUCUGCAAUUAAUAACCACUUUCAUUGCAAACAGCCUGAAACUUUUUAUAGACUCAUUAUUCUCUAUAUGAUUUGCAAAUAUCAAGUAUAGCUCUUAGAAAUAUAAUAUUUAAAUGAGAGUUUGGGAGAAGAAUGUAAUCUUGUCGUGCACAACACAAGGAUAUACGCGAUGGUUUAUCUCAUUAAUGUUAAGAGUAUUCUGGCAUCCCUCCACCACGCAAAUCAUGAAAUGUAUUAUGGAAAAUAUGUAUAAUGCUGUACUUCUUGUAUGUUAUCUGUGUCAUACAGUAUAAAUGAGGUUACACCACAGUCAUCACAACAUAAUGGAAAAAGUACUUAAUUAUGUUUCAGCAUGUGCAAAAGGAUUUUAUGAGAUGAAUUAAAUAUUUUAG
This is a messenger RNA of Ctenopharyngodon idella (grass carp), 1551 nucleotides long. RefSeq names its product serine protease 27. Gene Ontology annotation, molecular function: serine-type endopeptidase activity. The record is from RefSeq and is a predicted model, not a curated record. NCBI's taxonomy places the organism in Eukaryota, Metazoa, Chordata, Actinopteri, Cypriniformes, Xenocyprididae. Gene Ontology annotation, biological process: proteolysis. The coding region runs from base 66 to 1040 and encodes 324 amino acids. The transcript has 8 exons.